ACGGGUUUUGCACGAAAUUUGACAGUUACAUAGUUUAAGUACUAAAUAAAUGCUUAAGCGGCUCAGAGAUGUUUUAAACUCACCAAUUCUCUGUCCAACAGGGGACGAAAAUGGGUUAGAAGCGAAAAAUGAAGCCAUGUUCGUUUCUCUUCACGUUUCUUGGACCAAAACAAAUUACGUCAUUUUUAUAUUGUGAAUCCGAUUCGCACGCGUCUGGCUGCCGCACAAAAAGUCGACGACGACUGUUUGGCAAGCAACUUCUCAAUAUGGCUGCCAAUGGAGAGUUUGACGACUCAACUGCCAGUGGACAAGAACCAGAAUUGGAAGAAAUAAGGUAUAGUGUGGAUAAAUGUGCAGUAGUUAACUAGAAGUAGCUUGGCUGUGGGUCUUUGAUUAAAUACCAAUACAGGAGGUCUGAAAAUGUUCGUGUUUUCAGUGAAAUUUGAUAAACGCAUAAUUUCACUGACCUCAGCGACGCAGAAUAGAGACCAUACUGAAGUCUGACGUCUUGGUUUUGGCUGUGAUUUUGGCGUAACCAUCGCAAUGCUGUCACUAUGUUCCUAGCCAGUGCAUAUGAGGCAUUCACCCCCCCUGAAAAUAUUGAAAAUGGUGGACAUUCAGGGGGGUGAAUGUCUCUCAUGUUUUCAUUUCUAAACUGACAAUCCUCCCCCCCCCCAAAUAAACAAAGCCAGUUAGGUUAAGGCAACAAAUGUGCCUAUAGUUGUUUAUUAACUGACAUAAUUAUAUGUAUUUUAUAGCCCAUUAAUGGAAAGCCCUGACGAGGAAUGCCACGUUAUCCAUGAGGCAGAUGACCCUGACCUUGAUGAAAAUUUGACGCAAGAGCUUUACGACACAGAACUUGAAUUCGCAUUGAACCGACAGUAUCUGAUGAUCGUGAUUGAGCCAAAGGUACUGGGCGACCAAAUUUCAAAAUGGAUCCGUGUUGGAAAUUUUAUUCAUAAAUCGUCAGUAUUGUGUAGUCUCGGGUGUUUGGCUUCACCGCUAUUCCUCCCGCCAAAUAAUAGAACGAUCGUCAGCAUGACUUUGGGCGGCACAAGUUUGUUGUUAACGGCGCUGUACGAUAUAUCGUGGCAAUUUGAUCCAAGUUGCAAAUACCAGGUUGAAUACGAUAGUCAUAAUUUGGUAAAGGUGCCUCUGGAACGCUUGACUUCACCAUCGCCUAUCGUGUUAGUUUAUAAGAAUGACAAAUAUAGAAAAAUUCUUCAUAACGUUGGCUCGUUCGCAGUCUGUAUUUACAUGGGAUAUAAAGCUUAUCAGUACUGGCAAUAGCACUGCUUAAAAUGGAAGUGUAGACAUUCACAGUUGGUAUCGGGACAAUCGAAGUAUUAUAGUUACAGUACUUUUUGUUUAUCAUUAGUACAGUAGUGCCAGUAACAUUGGUUGAAUAAAAAUGUAAAAAAUAAUAGAUGUGUGUACAACCAAAAUAAAAUAAAACUUUCAAUAUGUGUGAGUUGCAUUACUAAUGCUUUAUUAAACUAAAUAACUAUCUAUACAUGCCUAUUAUACAAUUCAUACUACAGUCGUGUCAAUAGAAGUGUUCUGAAAAAAAUUUGAUUGGUUCACAUUUCCCAACUUCAAGCAAUUCAUCAAGAUUUUGAGAACGUUCCUUCUAAAAGCAUUGGUUAAUUUAAAUUCUUUUUUGACUGCAUCACAUGCAAUAACAAUUAUUUUACAAAUUGAGGAAAUGCAUGUUUUACACACUUUAAUAAAAUACUACUGUAUGUUUGGUUCCUACAUAUACGCCUGUAUUCUAAAAGCUCACUCACAAGUUCAAUCUGAGCUUCUCUUGAGUGCCAGUCACAGUGCUGUUUUUGAAUAGCUGGAGGGUGAGUAGUCACAUAUUAAGGUACAAUACUAACCCUUAGCUAUUCAAAAACUGCACUGGCACCUAAGAGAAGCUCAGAUUGAACCUCCACUCAUUGAGUGUGAGUGAGCUUUUAGAAUACGGGCGAUAGUCUGCACUAAUUGCUGUUUCUAAAAAGUCUAGACUAGAUGAUACAUUGCAAUGUAAUCAACUGAAAGCCAUCUGACUGGCCAUGAAAUAAAGCUUUGACAAGAUGCCACACUACAUGAUAUUGUGUAGUAAUCUAAUUAAGUUAUACAACUAGUUUCCUGACCAGUCUCCAUCGCCUGACAGAUAUGGAGUACAUGUUAUCCCGUCGUUGUUCAGAGCAUGUCCUUGCAAUGUUGAGGCAAAAUCUUCCUAUCGAGGUUUCUGUAGCAGUAAGCCCACAGUGUGAAUGGUACGAAGCACAGCACCAGAAUUGAAAUCCAAAAUAAAAUAGGAACAUUGCCUUUUCUGAAAUAUAAUGUUUGCAUCCAGAAUAAAAUGUUUUAAAAGGUUAUAGAUAUAAGUGAUGUUACAUUAGUCAGAACUAUGCCAUUCACUCUCACCUUUGACUGUACCAUGUAACAAAUUUACACAGGCUUAUCCAGAACAUUACUAUGAUCAGUCCUGACAUUUCUCUAUGAACGAAAGAAUUUGCACAUUUUAUGACAAGAAGUUGACUACAAUUAGUUCUAUCAAAUGAAAUGUCCAAAAUCCUAUUAAAUUUGCCCAUCCAGUGAACUGAAUGUAGUCAUACUAAUUUACAUGUAACUACCAUUAUAAUGCUUGUGAUGUUACUCUGAGUGUGUAUCCACACCGGGCAGGCUUGAAAAAUAUGCCCGGCCACAGUGGGAAUCGAACCUACGACCUUUGGAAUACUAGCCCCAUUAUGAUAACUAUUUAUUGUGACCAAGACAAACCUUCCUUCUUCCAAAACCAGCGGGUUAUUGAUGGCAUCUUUUUGCAUUUGGGGUCUAAUAGCUGUAGCAAGGUAUAUUGCUCCAGCCAAACUGCCGACAACGUCAGCGGUUGCCAAAGAUUGCCACACAGUAUGAUCUGCAAAAU
Molecule: messenger RNA, 2914 nt
Organism: Paramuricea clavata
Lineage: Eukaryota; Metazoa; Cnidaria; Anthozoa; Malacalcyonacea; Plexauridae
Source: the annotation of a GenBank genome assembly